Sclerotinia sclerotiorum 1980 UF-70 is the source of this 171-nucleotide messenger RNA. RefSeq lists its product with no specific name. The record is from RefSeq and is a predicted model, not a curated record. The coding region runs from base 1 to 171 and encodes 56 amino acids. The transcript has 2 exons. NCBI's taxonomy places the organism in Eukaryota, Fungi, Ascomycota, Leotiomycetes, Helotiales, Sclerotiniaceae.
AUGCCUAUCAACAAGCUUAUCAAAGAUUCUGGAAUCUCAGAUUGGCUUGAACUUUUGAAGGAUUUCUUUUGUCUGGAACUUCUGAAGACGAAAACUGGCGUAUCUCGGGAGAUUUUUGAUAUCGCCUCCAAGCAUAGCCAAGAGGGGCAUUGCUCUGGGCAAAUUGAUUGA